Messenger RNA from Fraxinus pennsylvanica, 2964 nucleotides. Lineage: Eukaryota; Viridiplantae; Streptophyta; Magnoliopsida; Lamiales; Oleaceae. The record is from the annotation of a GenBank genome assembly.
AUGGCUUCUACUUUAAUUUUCCUCCUCUUCUUUACAGUUCCUCUGAGUUUUCAUCUAAAUUCUGCACUAAACCAAGAAGGCUUGUACCUGUUAAGAGUUAAGGAUUCCCUCUCCGACCCUGCCGGUUCUCUCGCCAACUGGUCCGACCGUGAUGCCACCCCAUGCAACUGGACUGGAAUUACCUGCGACCAUCUGAACUCGGUUAUUUCAGUCAACCUCGACGGCGCUUCUCUCUCCGGUCCCUUUCCAAUGUUCCUCUGCCGGUUGCCUUCUUUAUCUAGACUCUCUCUCGCUAACAAUUCUAUUAACUCUUCACUUCCUGUCUCCAUUUGGUCUUGCCGGAACCUGACUUAUCUUGACCUGUCGGAGAAUCUUUUUGUUGGCACCCUCCCUUACAGUCUCGCCGACAUCCGCUUCCUCCGAUACAUAAAUUUUGAAGCAAACAAUUUUUCCGGCGACAUUCCGUCGAGUUUUGGUAACUUCCGGCAACUGGAAACACUUAGAAUUACAGAGAACUUGCUCAAUGGUACCAUUCCUGCUGCUCUGGGUCGGAUAACAAGCCUGAAAUUACUCCAACUUGCUUACAACCCGUUUUCACCUGGUCGACUCCCACCGGAACUUGGUAAUUUGACGAACCUUGAAGAACUAUGGCUUUGUGAUUGUAAUCUUGAGGGGCCUAUACCGGAGAGUUUUGUUGGGCUGAAUCGACUCGAGAACUUUGACUUGUCGGCAAAUAGAUUUACCGGUCCAAUACCAAGUCUGAUUUUUAAGCUCAAGAGUGUCGUUCAAAUUGAGCUGUACAGUAAUUUGUUUACUGGAAAAUUGCCGACUGGGUGGUCGAAUUUGACUGAGUUGCGACGUUUUGAUGCUGCGAUGAACAGAUUAACUGGGACAAUUCCAGAUGAGUUGUGUGAGUUGCCGCUUCAGUCACUGAAUUUAUAUGAGAACCAGCUUGACGGCCAAAUCCCAGAAAGCAUUGCCAAUUCCACAAAUUUAUACGAACUAAGAUUAUUCGAAAAUCAUCUUAUUGGGUCACUGCCGAAUGAACUUGGUAAGAAUUCAGCUUUACAAACAUUGGACGUUUCAUAUAAUAACCUUUCGGGUAAGAUACCCGAACAUUUAUGCCAAAGAGGAGCGUUGGAGGAGCUUGUAUUGAUAUACAAUUCAUUUUCUGGGAAUAUUCCGGAGAGUCUUGGGAAAUGCUGGAGAUUAAUGCGGAUUCGGAUGCGGAGUAACCGGCUUUCCGGAGAAGUUCCGGCUGACUUUUGGGGCUUGCCACGCGUUUAUUUGCUAGACCUUGAUAGCAAUGCAUUUUCGGGGAAUAUAUCACACAAGAUUUUUGGUGCAAGAAAUCUAUCUACCCUUUCAAUUUCGAAAAACAUGUUUUCGGGGAGUAUACCUAACGAAAUUGGAUCAUUGCAAAAUUUGAUCGAGCUUUCUGCACACGACAAUUAUCUUGGUGGAGAGAUCCCGAGUUCAUUGGUACACUUAGGGCUGCUUGGAAAGCUUGAUCUUAGUAACAAUCAUCUCUCCGGGGAGAUUCCAAGGGGAAUUAGAUACUUGAAGCAGCUCAAUGAGCUUAAUCUGGCUAACAAUAGGUUAUUUGGUGAAAUCCCGGAUGAAAUUGGGAGCAUAUCGGUGCUUAAUUACCUUGAUCUUUCUCGGAAUUCAUUUUCCGGUAGUAUCCCACGUUCACUACAAAAUUUGAAGCUCAACACACUGAAUUUGUCAAAUAAUCAACUUUCUGGGGAAGUGCCUCCUAUAUUUGCUAAGGGAGUUUAUAGGGAUAGCUUUCUUGGAAAUCCGGGUUUGUGUAGUCAUGUUGCUGGUUCAUGUAAUCCCAAAGGUGAAAACAAAAAUCGAGUCUUUUUGUGGAUAUUAAGGUCUGUCUUCAUGAUUGCCGGACUUGUUUUUCUCGUUGGAGUUGUUUGGUUCGUAUGGAAGUACAAGAAAGUCAAGAAAACGAAUAAAAGUGUCACUAUGACUAAGUGGACUUCAUUUCAUAAGCUAGGAUUUAGCGAAUUCGAAAUAAGUGAUUGCCUUAAAGAAGCUAAUGUGAUAGGACGGGGGGCAUCUGGUAAAGUGUAUAAAGUUGAUCUUAGCAAUGGUGAGACAGUUGCUGUAAAAAAGCUGUGGGAAAGAAAUGAAACCGGCUUUUGUAACAUAGAUUCUGAGAAAGACGAGUUUAAAAUUGAGGUCGAGACACUGGGAAAGGUUAGGCACAAGAAUAUUGUGAGAUUAUGGUGUUGUUGCAAUACAGGGAGUUCCAAGCUACUGGUGUAUGAAUACAUGCCUAAUGGGAGCUUAGGCGAUUUACUGCAUAUUAACAAGAGUAAAUUGUUGAAUUGGUGGACGAGGUUCAAGAUUAUGUUGGAUGCUGCUGAAGGACUCUCGUAUUUGCAUCACGAUUGUGUUCCUUCAAUUGUACACCGCGAUGUUAAACCCAACAACAUACUGUUGGAUGAAGAUUUUGGAGCAAAAAUUUCUGAUUUUGGUGUAGCAAAGAUUUUGAAGACUGUAAAUCGCGGCGUCGAAUCCAUGUCUGUAAUUGCUGGUUCUCGCGGUUAUAUUGCACCAGAAUAUGCAUAUACACUUCGAGUGAAUGAAAAGAGCGACAUAUACAGCUUUGGCAUAGUCAUUCUAGAACUGGUGACAGGCCGAGCUCCAACCGAUCCAGAUUUCAGGGAAAAAGAUCUGGCUACGUGGGUACGCUUGACAUUAGAUAAGAAAGGUAUCGAUCACGUGCUGGAUCCCAAUCUCAAUUCAGAAUUCAAAGAACACAUUUGCAGGGUACUUGAUAUCGGCCUACUAUGUACUAGUUCCUUGCCAAUGAACCGCCCUUCAAUGCGCAGAGUUGUCAAGAUGCUGCAGGUGUUGGCCGAUAACAUUCCUAACGAUGCACAAAAGGAUGGGAAGAUAUUCCCGUCUCUUUAUAAUAAUUGUGAUCAUGAAAGCAUGGUUUGA